AUGCACCACGCGCUCGAGAUUCUACAUGUGGUGACGCCCUGCGUCACCCUUCUUCCUGCAAUAGCGCUUGCGUUUCCGCCCGCAACCCCGCCAGCGGCCCCAGAGGGUGUCCGCGCCAUCACCGUCAAAACAGUCACGCCGCGGCGGAGCCUGAUUCUGACCGUCCUGUGCUUUAUCGCCGUCACAUUCUUCGCCGAGGGCGUCGUCCUCAUCCUCGACCUCCUCACCUCGCCCUACCGCCCGCACGCCGGCGAGCACGCGCGCUGGUGGGUCCUCUCGUCCGCUUGGUGGGUCGUCGGCGGCCUGUCGAGCUAUGCCCUCGCGGCGCUCUGCUCCGAGUGGCGCCUCCGCUGGGGAAGCUACUGGCUCAUCGUCCUCGCUCUGCUCGGCUUUGGCCUCGAAGUGCCCAACCUCGUUCUCUCUGUCCGGAGGGAGAUCUCGAUUCGCGUCGAGCAGCGCGCAGGUGCUGCCGCAUCACCUGUCGCACGCCAAGUCAGGCGGCGAUGCCACGCCGGUCCUCAGCUCGAGCAAGAAGCCGAUCAAGAUCAACCAGCAGCUCGGUCAGAAGAAGGAGGAGAUCCAGGGCCUGUCGUGGCGGGCGUUCAUGAGCCGGCUGUGGAAGCUGCGUCGACGAGCCUGCCGCUGCAGCUCGCCGUUGCCGCAUGCGUCGUCAUUCUGCUCUUCACGUCGUUCAUCGUCAACCCCGCCGUGCCCAACGUGUUUGGAGAGUUCGUCCGCCGCCUCGCCCGCGUCUCGAACGGACGCCCCGGCCCGUCUAUCUGGACGCCGUUCGUGUUCUGGAUCGGUCUCAAGUGGAUCCAGGGCAAUGGAGGCCUUGCCAUUGUCCAGAACCUGCUCUGGAUUCCCGUUCAGCAGAACGCCGAUCGCGAGAUGCAGAUGCUCCUGUUCAACCAUCUGCUCAACCUCUCGCUCUCGUUCCACACGACGCGCAACACGGGCGAGGUCCUCAAGAUCCUCGACCGCGGUUCGUCUAUCAACAAUCUCCUGCACACGCUUCUCUUCUCCGCCGUGCCGACCGUGCUCGACAUUGUCGUCGCAUGCACCAUCUUCUACUUCCUCUACGGUCCCUACCUUGCGACGUACAUCGCCUUCUUCAUGACCAUCUAUGUUGUCUUUUCGGUCGUCUUCACCGGCUACCGCACCAAGCUCCGUCGUCUUGCUGUCGACAAGGACGUCCGCACCCGUGGUAUCGCCAGCGACAUGCUCGCCAACUGGGAGAGCGUCAAGAACUUUACGUCUGAACACCGCGAGGCGAACCGCUACCACGAGUCGAUCCUGUCGUACCAGGAGACCGAGGGACAGGUGCUCCGCAGCUUCUCCCUGCUCAACUUGGGUCAGGCCUGGAUCAUGUCAAUGGGUCUUCUCACCGGCUCGCUCAUCAUCGCCAACCGCGUCCUCCGUGGCGAGGCCGAUGUUGGUGACUUUAGUGCUUUCCUCGCCUAUCUCUCCCAGGUCUUUGGUCCGCUCGACCGCCUCGGCACGCUCUACCGUGUCCUGAACCAGAAUGCGACUGACGCUGAGAAGCUCUUCCAGCUGCUCGGCCAGCCGACCGAGAUCAAGGACAAGCCCGGUGCCAAGGACCUCGUCGUUACCGACGGUGUCAUCGAGUUUGACAAUGUGCAUUUCUCAUACCACGGCCGCGAGGGCGUCACGAACGCGCUCCGCGGCGUCUCGUUCCGCAUCGGCAAGGGCGAGAGCCUCGCUCUCGUCGGGGAGUCUGGAGCCGGCAAGUCGACCAUUCUUCGCCUUCUGUAUCGCUUCUACGACAUCGAUUCGGGUACCAUCCGUAUCGACGGCCAGGACAUCUCCCAGGUCACCCAGAAAAGCCUGCGUCGCGCCAUUGGUAUCGUGCCCCAGGAUAGUGUACUGUGGAACGAUACGAUUGGCGCGAACAUUGCGUACGGCAAGGAGGGUGCUACCGAUGAGGAGGUCAUUGCCGCUGCCAAGGCCGCACGCAUGCACGACCGCAUCAUGUCCUUCCCCGAGGGCUAUGAGACCAAGGUUGGCGAGCGCGGUGUCCGUCUUUCGGGCGGUGAGAAGCAGCGUGUCUCGCUCGCCCGCAUGUUCCUCAAGUCUCCCACGAUUCUGGUGCUCGACGAAGCGACCUCUGCCCUCGACACGGAGACGGAGCGCGAGAUCCAGAAGGCGAUCGCCGAUCUGUCCCGUGGUCGCAGCAGCCUCUCCAUUGCCCACCGCCUGUCGACCAUUAUUAACUCGGACCAGAUCGUCGUCAUGAAGGACGGUCUCGUCGAGGAGCAUGGAUCUUACGGGCAUCUCAUGGACCUCGAUGGGCACUUUGCGUCGAUGUGGCGCAAGCAGAUCCACACCGAGGCUGAGAUGGUUGCUGCCGCCGAGGGUGACGAGAAGCGCAGUCUGAAGGGCAGCAAGAGCAAGGGCAGCAUGAAGAGCAAGAGCAGCGGAAAGAGCAAGGAGGCCGAGACUCUCAAGCCGACAUCGAUCAUCGAGAAGGACGACGCGGAGCCCUCUGCCGCCCCGACAACAUCUUUCCCUGCUGACGACGAUGAUGAGACGUACAUUCCGCGCGCCAGCCCUCCCAGCACCGUUCACGAGGAGGAUGACGACACGCCCAAGGCUGACUUCCCAACGCUGGAGGAGGCUACCGACGCAAAGGUCGGGCCGUCUACGCCUGCGAAGAAGCCCGAGUCCACCAAGGAAUCCAAGGACGUUGCCGAGCCUGAAUCCUACGCCGAUGCCAUCAAGUCAACGCCACCAGCCGCCCCCAAGGCAACCACCCAGUUCCCUGGCAGCAACGAUGACGAUGAGCCGGCUGCCAAGGAGAACCCCGCCAAGAAGUCCGAGGGCAAGAAGGCCGGGAGCAAGGCGUCCUCUGUCCAGUCGACACCGAAACGCAACGACAGCGCCACCGGGCAGUCCCCUAACACGGGCUUCCCGGGUGCCAGUUUCCCCGGAGUUCGGGACUCGGGCGACUGGAGCUCGAGCAGCCCGACGCAGCGCGCGGACACGCCGCCGCACAGCUCGAGCCCGCUGCAACCCAGCUCACCCGACGAGCAGCCCGAGGGCGGAAAGCGUCGCAAGCGUCUGUCGUCGAUCCGCGCGUUCGCGCGCCGGAUGAGCGACAAGGAGGUGCCGAUCCUGAGCCGCAGCAGCAGCACGCGCGAGCCGCGCGGAUCCACCGACACCGGUCGUGAGAGCUUAGACAAGAAGAAGGGAAAGGACUAG
This is a messenger RNA of Trichosporon asahii var. asahii CBS 2479, 3222 nucleotides long. RefSeq names its product ABC transporter. Lineage: Eukaryota; Fungi; Basidiomycota; Tremellomycetes; Trichosporonales; Trichosporonaceae. Gene Ontology annotation, cellular component: membrane. Gene Ontology annotation, biological process: transmembrane transport. The record is from RefSeq and is a predicted model, not a curated record. Bases 1 to 3222 code for a protein of 1073 amino acids. Gene Ontology annotation, molecular function: ATP hydrolysis activity; ABC-type transporter activity; ATP binding. The transcript is spliced from 2 exons.